Molecule: messenger RNA, 2680 nt
Organism: Danio rerio (zebrafish)
Lineage: Eukaryota; Metazoa; Chordata; Actinopteri; Cypriniformes; Danionidae
Gene: homezb
Product: homeobox and leucine zipper encoding b
Cellular component (GO): nucleus
Molecular function (GO): DNA binding
Source: RefSeq, marked provisional
GAUGCGACAGACCGAACCUGUGACAGCUUUCUGGGUAAACUGUGCGACCCGAUGGCGAGUGCGAGUUGCAGGGAAUGACGCUUUCACCUGCAUUAUUUUUCUAACAACUUUAAUUCCUGAAAGAAAGAAAAACAAUAAAUCAAUCCGCUGUGCACUCGAGCUGUCUGUUUUCCACUUUUUAAUGCAUUUGUGUGAAACCCACACGACAAGCUCUUCGGUUAGCUCGCAGGCUAGCCAGUCUUUGUUCUGUAACGUAACGUUACUCAGACCAGCAGGGUGGCCAUAAAUUAGGAAUCAGCCUUCACUUUUUGCAUGUCGACUUUUGCUACACUUACUUUAUCCAGAUGAAACUCGUCCAUUUCUGAAAGACUUGCACAUUGACUUGGCAGUGGGAGAAAUUUAGCCUUUAGCCUCAGUGCUCGCUUGUAUGAAUUGCGUCUUGGCUCGGUCGUUCAUAGGUUGCCAUGGAGCAAUGCGCAGCCCCGCAGCUCGAGAGCGCUAGCUCGCGAUCUUUACCUCCAGACCCGGCAGGAAAGCCCGGAGGAGAUGCCGUGGAGACGGCUAAGGACGCUUACGAGUGCAGGAUUUGUGGUUAUAAAGCUCAAGAUGUUAAAUGCCUCAGCCAGCACCUGCACGCCGCCCACCCGGUCACCAGCCUGUGUAGUUCGGCGAUGAGCGAGAGACCUAACGUUAACGUUACCCGACCGCACAAGACCGUGUUGGGUCCGGACACACCGAGCGUUAACGGUGACUUGGGGAAGAGAAAUAAGCCAAUCACCCCUGAGGGAUCAGAAUCUGCUUCACUUCAGACUCCUGAUGACUUAAAUGAGACAUCGUCCUCAACAGAGGCUAGGGAACAAGAAGAGAAGAUGGACGACUCUCCUUCUCCUGAGGGAACGCAGAGCUCAUCCCCUGAAUUACCUCAGGAGAAGUCACCCUGCUCCUCAGGAGUCCAGAAGAGGCCAACGGUAACCUCCGGCACAUCGACCCACAACCAGGUCAACCUGGUCUGUCUUCCAUUGGUCUCUGAGGGGUUAAAGCUGAUCUGGGUGCGCUCUGAGCAGGUUCAUGAACUGGAUGCUGUGUCAGAACUCGUGGAAGCGUUUAAUUCAUUUCCAUACCCCACAUCACAGGAGGCGAGUGCUCUAGCACGAAAGUGUGCAUUACCGCCUGACCAAGUGAAAGCAUGGUUCAUGAUGCAACGGGUACGUUACGGAAUCAGCUGGGCUGAUGAUGACAUCCAGGAGACGAGACGCAAGCUGUGGCACAUUCAGAAAAAAGCAACAAGUGACGAGUGUGUGGAAAUCGAUGAUGAGGAGGAUUGUGUAGCGGUUGAUAAAACGCAAGCUGCGCAACAGGCUUUUAUUCCACCACCUGUGUCAAAUACCCAUGCAGAUCAGAGAGAACACAUACCUAAACCCAGCCAGACUGUUCCUCAUCACAUCACCACUGACCAAUCCCACUUGCGUUUCGGGCAGAAUAAUGCUUCCCAGUCCAAUAAUGGUGUUCAGCACUCUCUCCCUUCUAAUGUUGUGUACAAAAAUGGUGUGGGACACGCACCCCAAGUUCCUCAAGUUAACCCUGGCUUUCAAAGUGAAAGUAGAAACGCACCAACACAAAAUACUGGAGUCCAGCUGAUUGAUACUUUUGGACGUCCAUCAUAUGUGAUGACGAAUGAGCAACCAUCUGCGUUAUCAUACCCUGAGCUCCCUGAGCUGUCACAGUCACUACACUGCUUGCCUGGGAAAAAAUCCAAAGCGCAACUAAUGGCCCUGCGCCGCAGUUUCGUAAAUAAAUCCUGGCCCAGCGAUGGUGAGGUUCAGCGGCUCCAGAAAAUGACUGGACUCAGUCGGCGUGAAAUCCGCAAAUGGUUCGCGGACAGCCGCUAUCAGCUUCGGAAGAAUGGCAGAGCUUGGCUAAACAAGCUCGCGAAGCACAAUCGCUCAUUGCAACUGAUGCAAAAGGACAUUGAUGAUAUACCCAGUGUGGAUUUUGAUGAUAAUGACGAAGUUGACGACACUGAGGCUGGGUUUGAGGUUGAUGUGGAUGUGGCCGACGGUGAGGGGUCACUCAACCAAUCAAACGAGACCAAGGAUGAAGUAAGUGAUGAAGGCGGCGACAUGGAUGACGGCAGCACUUCCACGAAACCGUUAUCAGUUGAUGUUUCACCCUCACCUUCUCCUUCCCCAUCAUUCCGCCGCGGGCUAGUAGAACCCAACGUGCGACUCCGAAAGAAGACGAGGGAACAGUUGGAAAUGUUGCGGCAGAGUUUCCUUUGCUGCCAGUGGCCCACAAGUGAUGAUUACGAGAUCCUGCAGAAGAAGACAGGCCUGACGAGGACAGAGAUCAUCCAGUGGUACGGAGACACACGUUACCACGUUAAACACAAUCAGAUGCGCUGGAUGACCUCACAGGAGAGGGAGCGCAUCAUCGCCGCCAUAACGCAACAGCAGAAAAGAGGCGGGAAAUACUCGCGAGGAAGAAUCUCCUUUGAGAACUUGAGCUCCGGCUUGAGUGUGGGUGAUUCUGCGUUAAUUAACGGCAGCAGCACGAGCGGACCAGCAACAUGGAACGAAUUUUAUAAUGAAAGUGCCCCAAUUGAGCAUGAGGGUGAACUUUGACCUAAGAAGUGAAAUCUGCUUUCGAUGGCAUUUGUAGCUGUGCAGAUUGGUGGAAAGCG